AUGAAUUUUUCAUAUCUUUCACCAAUAACCGAAGAAACCACUGAUGACGAGUUAUCCGCGUCACCUACAACACCAACAACCACCACCUCACUAAAGAAUCUACACGCGUCAUGGUCUUACAAAGAAAUUAAUAAUAUUAAUAUUAUUGAUUGUGACGAUCUUUAUAGUGUGUGUCAAGAAAGAAGUAUCUACAAACAACAACAGCAGCAACAAGGUCAAAUCAAAUUGGAUUUUUACACUAUGCGGGACAAUCAUCUGGAAUCUGGAAGCGGUGAUGAAAAUUGCCACCUAAAUACAUCUAGUAACAGCAAUGGAAAUAAUAGUCUUUCUAAAUCUUAUGGAAUUAAUAAAGAAGACAAAAUUUCACAAGAAAAUGUUACCGAAUUUCCAGAUAUGAAGGGGGCAACGCGCGUUCGAAAAAUUAUGAAAGAUAUAAUAAAGAAUAUUAAACAGGAAUCUGAAAAUGUCACCUAUAGAGUAUUAGAAACUUUUCAACAUUUAA
Ambispora leptoticha is the source of this 502-nucleotide messenger RNA. The record is from the annotation of a GenBank genome assembly. NCBI's taxonomy places the organism in Eukaryota, Fungi, Glomeromycota, Glomeromycetes, Archaeosporales, Ambisporaceae.